Cimex lectularius (bed bug) is the source of this 2014-nucleotide messenger RNA. RefSeq names its product WD repeat-containing protein 47. Lineage: Eukaryota; Metazoa; Arthropoda; Insecta; Hemiptera; Cimicidae. The record is from RefSeq and is a predicted model, not a curated record. Gene Ontology annotation, molecular function: protein binding. The coding region runs from base 16 to 1530 and encodes 504 amino acids. The transcript has 6 exons.
CAGUCUUGAUCAGCGAUGGCAGCAGCCGUGAGAAGAUUGGACGCUCUUUUCAGAGAUUUGAAGUUCGACGAUUCACGACGGUACUCGGUGCCGGCGGAGAUCAUCGAGGUGACGACCCAGGUUGACAAGAACUGCGACGUCCACGGUGGUCGCCGCGGUUCGUCCGGCAGCGUCGUCAUUCACCGGCGUGGAUCCGUUUCAGUUCCUACGACCGAAGGGAUGCCGCCGGCGGCGUGUCUCCGCCGUCGGGAUUCUCUCGUCCUCGGGGGCGGCAGCGCGUCCGUUCUAUGCCAUCCGUCGUCUUUUCCGAGCACCCUCCGCAAAGACUCUCUCAGCCCGGUCCCUCACCAGCAAAGGAGGGAUUCCCUUUCGAGGAGGAGAUUCUCGACGGAUUCCUUGGAGGGACUGAGGAGGAACUCGUGGGAUCCGAGCAGACGAGGUUCUUCUGGGUCCUCCGUUGGAUGUGACGAUCCUAUCUUGGAAGAGCCGAACACAAAGCCGAAGGCUGGAAGGCAACAACCGGAACCGAACGACAACAGGCCGAGAUUUGUUGCAGUAACCACACUCGAAGAUGUACAAGCCGUCAGAUGUGCGGAAUUCCACCCUCACGGGAACGUCUACGCUGUCGGGUCAAACUCGAAAACACUACGCAUAUGUGCCUAUCCAAAACUUUCCGACCUCAGAGAGGAUCACACGACAUACCAACCGACAGUUUUGUUCAAAAGGACCAGACACCACAAAGGGUCCAUUUACUGUAUGGCUUGGACACCAAUUGGCGAUCUCAUGGCUACGGGGAGCAACGAUAAAACUGUUAAAUUGAUGAGGUUUAAUUCAGACACUUCAAAUUUGGAAGGUCAAGAAAUUGAAUUGACGAUGCACGAUGGCACUGUGCGUGAUGUCUGCUUCUUAGAAGACGCAUCAAACAAAUCGUCCCUUUUGAUCAGCGGAGGAGCUGGAGACUGCAAGAUUUAUGUUACGGACUGUGCCACAGGACAGGCAUACCAAGCACUCAGCGGACAUGCUGGCCAUGUCCUUUCGUUGUACAACUGGGGCGGAGCCAUGUUUGUAAGUGGAUCUCAAGACAGGACUGUUCGAUUUUGGGAUUUAAGAACAAGAGGCUGUGUCAAUGUUGUUACUCCUGUCACUUCACCACAAUCCAGGCAAGGAAAUGCUGUAGCAGCUGUUUGUGUGGAUCCAUCAGGACGUCUUCUAGUUUCUGGACAUGAAGAUUCAGCAUGUGUCCUGUAUGACAUAAGAGGAGGAAGGAGCCUCCAAUGCUUCAAACCGCAUACUUCAGAUGUCAGGUCUAUCAGGUUCUCCCCCAGUGCCUAUUAUCUGCUUACAGCCGGUUAUGACAACAAGCUAGUCCUCACUGAUCUUCAAGGUGAUCUAACCACAUCUUUGCCAAGUGUUGUCGUUGCUCAGCACUCCGAUAAAGUAAUAUCUGGGAGGUGGCAUCCAACCGAGUUUUCAUUCUUAAGCACCAGCGCAGACAAGACAGCAACUCUUUGGGCGCUUCCGCCACUAUAACAGGGCAUCGACCUGUUUGUUGUUUUAUUAUUAUUGUUGUUUUUCAAUGACACCUAACACUGUAUUAUAACUAACUAUAAUAUGUAUAUAAUGUAUAAUUUAGGUGGUUCAAUUUUAAUCUGUAACUACAGUACCGAUUUUUGACAAACAAACAAAAAGUGGCGUGUGAAAAUUUUGUUGGUACAAAUGUUUUUUUGCCACCAGAAACUGGUGCAGUAAUUAAAUAUAGUGAUCGACUGAAAUAUAAAAAAAAUAUAUAUAUAAAAAAUUUAGCUUCUGAAAUGUUGCCAAAAUCUGUAUAUUUUAUAGUAAAUAUAUAUAUAAAGACAAUUAAUACAUAAUUUUAAAAAAGUAUGCUUUUUGUAAUAUAUUUGAACUUUACAGUUUAUGUAUCUGUUUUUUCUUACUAGUCGGGGUAACAUUUUCUGCAAUGUUUAUUGUUUUUGUUAUUUAUGUUUCUACAUAUUUUUUUUUUUUAAAUAAC